GAGACGCUCGGAGGAAGAACCAGGAUCCCUGGGCUGCAUCAGCACGGAGGGCUCAGCAGAGCUGGGAAGGAUUUCACCUUGUUGCUGUUUGUUUCGGGAGAUUUUCACUCCCCCCCCGCCCCGGACACUGUCCAGCUGAGCGUUUGUUUCCUUGCUGCAUCCACGAGCGGCCUGAAAAAAAAAAGCGCUUUUCCAUGUUAAGAGGUGAUUUUUGUCGUGGUCUCCCUGCGAGGAAGAGAGCGGCACCAGCCUCCGAGAAGGGAGACGGGAUCAACUAAGGUUUUCCCUACCUCCGGCUGAACGUGAGAGUUCAAGUGACACCGGCACUGGCCUGUGGCUGACUGACUGCACGGCGAGCUGGAAUCACAGCCAGAGCUGCUCAAUUUACCUGCUCGAGGACCCUUCAAACCCUUCUAUUGACGGUAGAGAUUUGUAUCCCAAGGAAAAUCGGAUUAAUAUAAACUAUGCAGAGCUUUCCGGGGAUAUCUGGAGACUACUCUGUCUGCAUGGCUAAUCUUGAAAUUGUCUGAAAUAAAUCCUCAGCGCAAGGAAUAACGAGAUACUUUCAAUUAGUUUUUUUUCCUUGACGCUUUUUUUUUUCCCUUCUGCGAGAAUUUAACACUUCCAUUGGAGGGUUUUUACAGGAGAAUGGGACACAUGCUGGAAAACUCACCACGCUUCAUAAAAAUCACGGGGGUAACAGUUUCCAUCAGCGUUGCGGUAUGAAAGGUUCUCGAUGGAUUGUCUGCUGGUGGCUACGAUGGAUCAGUCUUUCCCUGUUCCUGUUUGCGAUGUGCUGAAGGAUCCGGAUUUAGUGAAAUACUGACGCCUAUAAACUUACUCCCUCUCUGCUGAAGGCAUCGGAUCUGACAGUGCAGAGAAACAUGUGUUUCACAUUUCUGACUGGUUGUUUUGGUGCAAUCAAUACCUCCACAAGAAACAUUGACUUAGGUGGCGACUGUCAUAGCGGGAGGCACACGGAGUGCAGCUCUCGGCUUGCAGGCACAGUGAGCACAAAUCAAAGAGCCCGCCGUUCCUGGGAAGCGGGGGCUUCGCUUCCCCCCAGACUGCGGGGCAGAGGCUCCCGACCCACCCCGGGGAGCCCGGCCCGGCGGUGCGGAAUGAGCAAUGACCAAAGCGCUGUCAGGAGUGGCGGGCAGUCGGAUCCGAUGGGGAUCAGUGAGGCAAUAGCGGUGGAAAGAAAGGUGGAUCGCGAAAUUAUUGCCCGAAGGAAUAGCAGGCGAGGCGGAAUGAUGAUAAAGUUAAACUUCUGUUUCAUCUUCUGUCGGGGAUGGUGGGCGUUUCUGUUGCUUCAGCUCCACAUGUUGCAAGCACUGGCACAAGAUGAUGUUGCACCAUACUUCAAGACAGAACCAGGCCUGCCCCAGAUACACCUGGAAGGGAACCGGCUGGUCCUGACGUGCCUUGCCGAAGGCAGCUGGCCCUUGGAAUUCAAGUGGUUACACAACGACAGCGAAAUCACCUCCUACUCCAGUGAAUAUAAGUACAUCAUCCCAGCUCUGCAGAGGUCUGAUGCUGGAUUUUAUCGGUGCAUUGUACGGAACAGGAUGGGGGCCCUGCUGCAGAGGAGAUCUGAAGUCCAAGUGGCAUACAUGGGGAAUUUCAUGGACACGGACCAGAGGAAAACAGUGACUGAAGGACAAGCUGCAGUUCUGAACUUCCCACGCAUCCUGAGCCAUCCAAGACCCCAAGUGACGUGGUUUAGAGACGGGCACAAGAUUAUACCAAGCAGCAGAAUAGCCAUCACACUGGAGAAUCAGCUGGUGAUCCUUGGAACAUCAGUGACCGACGCAGGAGGUUAUUAUGUCCAGGCAGUCAAUGAAAAGAAUGGGGAGAACAAGACAAGUCCCUUUAUUCAUCUCAACGUAGCAAGUGCUGCAGACCCCACUGAGCCCCUGGCUCCCUCCAUCGUGAUCCGCCCCCGCAACACCAGCGUGGUCGCCGGGAGCAGCGAGGCCACUCUGGAGUGUGUGGCCAACGCCAGACCUCUUGAGAGACUAAGUGUGACCUGGAAGAGAAAUGGAAUAAAGAUAACCAGUGGCAUUAGCAGCUUUGGGAGACGACUCACUAUCACCAACCCAACCUCUGCUGAUGUGGGGAUGUACUUCUGUGAAGCAAAACUGAGAGAGAGCACAGAGGAACCAGCAAGAGCGAAAGCCUUCCUUUCUAUACUGGAACCACCGUAUUUUACGGCUGAGCCCGAGAGCCUGAUUUUGGCUGAAGUGGAGAAGGACGUGGACAUCCUGUGCCAGGCCAUGGGUGUUCCCAUUCCCACCCUGGUGUGGUACAAGGACUCUGUUCCCCUCAGCAAGCUGGAAAACCCCCGUUACAAAGUGCUGCUGAGUGGUGGGCUGAGGAUCCACUCCCUGCGCCCUCAGGAUGCCGGAAUCUUCCAGUGUUUUGCCAGUAACAAAGCUGGGGAGAUCCAGACAUACACCUACCUGGAUGUGACCAACAUUAAACCAGCAUUUAUCCAGCCUCCAGAGGAUACCACAGUCACAGAAGGCAUGACUGCAGUGCUGACCUGUGAAGUGUCAGGGGCUCCAAGACCUGCCAUCUCAUGGAAGAAAGGGAACCAGAUCUUAGCCAGUGGCUCAGUUCAGAUUCCUCGCUUCGUUCUUCUCGAAUCUGGAGGGCUCCAGAUAACACCCGUUUUCCUCCAGGAUGCUGGCAAUUAUACUUGCUGUGCAGUCAACUCUGAAGGAGCUCUGAAUGCUUUUGUGAUGCUGACAGUGUGGAAUCGCACCUCCAUCAUCCGCCCUCCCGAGGACAGCACUGUGAUCAAAGGAACCACAGCCACCCUGCACUGUGAGGCGACUCAUGAUCCCAGAAUUUCAAUCAGGUAUCUUUGGAAGAAGGACAGUGUUGUAAUAAAUCCAUCCAGCAGUUCCAGGAUCACAGUAGAGAAAGAUGGAACCCUCCUCAUCAGCCAGACAUGGUCAGGUGACAUUGGAGAUUAUACCUGUGAGGUCAUUUCUUCUGGAGGAAACGACUCCAGAAUGGCUCGACUGGAAGUGAUUGAGCUGCCUCAUUCCCCUCAGAAUCUUCUGGCCACUCUGAAUUCCUCCCACAGCCGGAGCGUGAUGCUCUCCUGGGUGCGCCCCUUUGAUGGGAACAGCCCCGUGCUCUACUACGUGGUCGAGCUCUCUGAGAACAACUCUCCCUGGAAGGUUCACCUCUCAAACCUUGACCCCAAGAUGACCAGUGUCACCGUGAGUGGACUCACCCCAGCCCGGACCUACCAGUUCAGGGUGUGUGCAGUCAACCAGGUGGGAAAGGGCCAGUACAGCACUGAGACCAGCAGGUUGAUGUUACCAGAGGAGCCCCCCAGUGCCCCACCAAAAAACAUAGUGGCCAGUGGACGAACCAAUCAGUCUAUUAUGGUCCAGUGGCAGCCUCCUCCUGAGAGUGAGCAUAAUGGAGUUCUUCAUGGGUACAUCCUAAGGUAUCGCCUGGCCGGCCUCCCUGGAGAAUACCAGUAUAAGAACAUCACCAGUGCAGAAAUCAAUUACUGCUUAGUGAAAGACCUGAUCAUUUGGACCCAGUAUGAAAUCCAGGUGGCAUCUUACAACGGAGCUGGGCUGGGAGCCUUCAGCAGACCCGUGACAGAGUACACUUUGCAGGGAGUGCCCACGGCUCCACCGCAGAACGUGCAAGUCGAAGCCGUGAACUCCACAACCAUCCAGUUCCUCUGGAACCCUCCACCCCAGCAGUUCAUCAACGGCAUUAACCAAGGAUACAAGCUUCUGGCCUGGCCGGUGGAUGCUCCGGAGAGUGUGACUGUGGUCACCAUCGCUCCGGAUUUCCAUGGAGUCCACAGUGGCUGCAUCACCAACCUGAAGAAAUACACCACUUACUACACCUCAGUCCUGUGCUUCACCACGCCAGGGGACGGCCCCCGGAGCACACCCCAGCUCCUGCGCACCCUGGAGGACAAGCCGGGAGCAGUGGGACACCUGAGUUUCACCGAGAUCCUGGACACCUCGCUCAAGGUCAGCUGGCAAGAACCUGUAGAGAAAAACGGCAUCAUCACAGGGUACCAGAUCUCCUGGGAGGUGUAUGGCAGGAACGAGUCUCGCCUUGCCCGCACACUGUCCAACACAACCCUGGAGUACAAGAUCACGGGGCUCUCGUCCCUCACCACCUACACCAUCGAGGUGGCAGCUGUGACCGCGAAAGGGAGCGGAUGGGUCACAUCCUCCACCAUCUCCUCUGGUGUGCCCCCAGAACUUCCAGGUGCUCCAUCCAACCUGGUGAUUUCCAACAUCAGCCCUCGCUCUGCCACACUUCAAUUCCGUCCAGGAUACGAUGGCAAAACCUCCAUCUCCAAGUGGAUAGUGGAAGGCCAGGUUGGUGUGCUGGGUGAUGAGGAAGAAUGGGUGAGUCUUCAUGAGGUGGAGAAUGAACCUGAUGCUCAGAUGCUGGAGGUACCAAACCUUACUCCUUACACUCAUUACAGGUUCCGGAUGAGGCAGGUGAACGUGGUGGGUCCCAGCCCCCUGAGCCAGCCCUCCAGGGUCAUCCAGACGCUACAGGCCCCUCCAGACGUGUCCCCUGGGAGCGUCACCGUGCGCACGGCCAGCGAGACCAGCCUGUGGCUGCGAUGGGUGCCCCUGCCUGACACGCAGUACAACGGCAACCCGGAGUCGGUGGGGUACAGGAUCAAGUUCUGGCGUGUGGACCUGCAGUCCCCUGUCCUGAUGAAGGUCAUUAAUGACAGACUGGAGAGGGAGUACACGGUUGAAGACCUGGAGGAGUGGACAGAGUACGAGCUGCAGAUCCAGGCCUUCAACGCCAUCGGGGCAGGGCCGUGGAGCGAAGUCGUGAGGGGUCGAACCCGGGAGUCUGUUCCCUCUGCUCCUCCUGAGAAUGUCACUGCUGAAGCCGUGAGUUCCACCCAGAUCCUGCUGACAUGGGCUGCAGUCCCUGAGUCUGAGCAGAAUGGUCUCAUCCUGGGGUACAAGAUACUUUUCAAAGCAAAAGAUUUGGACUCUGAACCAAAGAGCCAGACAGUGAGAGGGAACCACACCCAGUCUGUCCUGCUCUCCGGCCUGCGGAAAUUCGUCCUCUACGAGAUCCAGGUGUUGGCGUUCACCCGGAUCGGAGAUGGAGUCCCCAGCUCUCCUGCAGUGAUAGAGAGAACCAAGGAUGAUGCCCCUGGCCCCCCUGUGAGGCUGGUGUUCCCCGAGGUGAGGCUCACAUCCGUACGGAUUGUUUGGCAGCCACCGGAGGAGCCCAAUGGAAUCAUUCUGGGGUACCAGGUCGCCUAUCGCCUGGCCAGCAGCAGCCCCAACAAGUUCACCACGGUGGAGGUCGGCUCGACAGUGCGGCAGUUCACGGCCACAGACCUCACCCCGGAGUCAGCCUACAUCUUCAGGACAUCUGCCAAGACCCGACAGGGCUGGGGGGAGCCCCUGGAAGCCACAGUGAUCACCACCGAAAAACGAGAACGACCAGCACCUCCCAGGCAGGUGAUGACCCCCCAGAGCGAUGUGUCCUCACGGAGUCUGCUGCUGAAGUGGGUCCCUGGAAGUGAUGGAUCUUCACCGAUCCGAUAUUUCACAGUCCAAGUGCGAGAACUGCCCAAUGGAGACUGGCAAACCUACUCCUCCUCCAUCAGCCACGAGGCGACAUCCUGCAUUAUCGAAAGCUUGAACCCCUUCACCUCUUACAAACUGCGAGUGAAGGCAACCAACGACAUCGGGGACAGCGACUUCAGUGCGGAGACAGAGGCGGUCACAACGCUGCAGGAUGUUCCAGAUGAACCACCCAGUUCUGUGUUAGUGACUCCCCACACGACUUCCUCUGUCCUUGUGCAGUGGCAGCCACCCAAAGUGGAGAGUCUGAAUGGUUUGCUAUUGGGAUACCGGAUCUACUAUCGGGAGCUGGAUUAUGACACUGGACCUGGAAGAGAAUCCAAAAACAUCCAGAACCCUUCAGCUUUACGAGCAGAGCUCACACCCCAAAGCAGCUUCAAGACAGUGAACAGCAGCUCUGCAUUAACGACGUAUGAAUUAACACAGUUGAAAAAAUACAAGAGAUAUGAAGUACUAAUGACAGCAUACAAUGUCAUUGGUGAGAGCCCUACCAGCACACCAGUGGAAGUGUUUGUGGGUGAAGCAGCACCGGCGCUGGCCCCACAGAACAUCCAAGUAAACUCCCUUUCUGCAAGCCAACUGGAGCUCACCUGGGACCCCCCUCCUGCCGACAGCCAAAAUGGGAACAUCCAAGGCUACAAGAUUUAUUACUGGGAGAGCGACACCCAGAAUGACACGGAGAAAGUGAAGGUCCUUUUCCUCCCAGAGACGACGGUCCGGCUGAAGAACCUGACGAGCCACACGCGGUACAUGGUCUGCAUCUCCGCCUUCAACGCCGCCGGGGACGGCCCCCGGAGCAGCCCCUCGCAGGGCAGGACGCACCAGGCGGCACCCAGUGCUCCCAGCUUCUUGGCGUUCUCUGAAAUCACUUGCACUACACUCAAUGUGUCUUGGGGCGAGCCGACAGCAGCAAAUGGAGUCCUGCAGGGUUAUCGAGUAGUCUAUGAGCCUCUGGCUCCCGUCCAGGGGGUGAGCAAGGUGGUGACUGUGGACAUUAAAGGGAACUGGCAGCGCUGGUUGAAGGUCCGUGAUCUCACCAAGGGCAUGACCUAUUUAUUCCGAGUGCAAGCCCGAACCAUUGCCUAUGGACCUGAACUGCAAGCCAACAUCACAGCUGGGCCAGCAGAAGGGUCUCCUGGCUCCCCUCAGGAAAUUCUGGUGACAAAAUCUGCUUCUGGGCUCACGCUACGGUGGACUGAGGGAGAUUCAGGAGAAAAACCCACAACUGGCUACAUUAUAGAGGCACGACCCUCAGAUGAAGGACUCUGGGAUAUGUUUGUGAAGGACAUCCCUCGCAGUGCCACCUCCUACACAGUCGGCCUGGACAAACUCAGACAAGGUGUCACCUAUGAAUUUCGGGUGGUGGCUGUCAACGAAUUUGGCUACGGAGAGCCAAGUGUUCCGUCCGUGGCAGUAUCAGCACAAACAGAAGCCCCUUUCUACGAGGAGUGGUGGUUUCUGCUGGUGAUGGCUCUCUCAAGCCUGAUCCUCAUCCUCCUGGUGGUGUUUGCAUUGGUCCUGCAUGGCCAGAGCAAGAAGUACAAGAACUGCAAUGGAGGUAAAACCAUCUCCAAUGUAGAAGAAUCAGUCACCCUGGAUAACGGAGGCUUCACUGCUCUGGAGCUCAACAGCAGACACCUGAACAUCAAGAGCACCUUCUCAAAGAAAAAUGGAACCAGGUCUCCUCCUCGCCCAAGCCCAGGGGGGCUGCACUACUCUGAUGAGGACAUCUGCAACAAGUACAAUGGAGCUGUGCUGACCGAGGGCUUGGGCCUCAAUGAGAAGCCCUUGGAAGUGUCGGAGUCAGAGGUCACAGACUCAGACUAUGAGGACGAGUUGCCAAAGCACUCCUUUGUGAACCACUACAUGAGCGACCCCACCUACUACAACUCGUGGAAGCGGCAGCAGAAAGGGGUGAAGCACCCGGCGUCCUACAGAUACGAGGAGUGCACGGCCAGCGAGACAGAACCCUAUUUCCAGACUGUCAUCACGACACAGAGCUCAGGAGGGGUGUACACCCCCACGGGACAGCCCGCGCCCGGCUCCCGGACUCCAGUGACAGGGUUCUCCUCCUUCGUCUGAGCCGGAGCUGGGGGACACGGCCGAGCCACGGGUGACACCCGGGGGACCCGUCGCAGGGACUGUGUGUGCGUGACCGGGGCGGUGAACUGUGGGUGACUCCUCUAUCAGGGUAGAAACGGAUGGGAACACAGAUGAGGCUGGGUUGGUGUUUUGUUUUUUUUCCCUGAAGACAAUCAACUCUAAAAAAAAAGAAAAAAAACGCGGAGCUGAACGAGCUGAACAUUUGUUUUAAAAAAAAAAAAAAAGAAAAAGACAAAAAGGAAUUCUGAAAAGCGAUGAUUUUAACCACUUGUGAAUAGUAGGGGUUUUUUAACUGCUUUUUGUAACACUGCUUCAGGAAGCAGCUCCCAUGCCCUUCUCUUUCCUCUUUCUUUCUCUCCCCUCCUUCUGUCCCACCAUUCCCAAACAAGCAGGUGAAUUCCCUAGAUGCAAUGAGUGACUUCGUGAUGUGAUUUGAAGAGAAAACAUAAAACCUUCCAGGCUCCUUUUUCUUCCUUUUUCUCUACUCUUUUUUUUUCUUUUUUUUUUCCUUUUUAAAUUUUUCCCUUUCAUCAAGGUCAAGUAGAAAAACAUAGAGAAGGGACAAAUUUUUAGGUGAAAAGCAGACACCUUCUCUCUCCUCUUCUCCUUGCUGCUCCCUACAUUAGGAGCACUGGCUGAUCAACGUAGGCUCAGAUGUGUCACUCUGUCUGCUCUAGCUCACUACUGGUGUAUUUAUACUGAAUUACUGACCUGCUUUUCUUUCUUCUUCAAAUGGGACCUGCUGCAUUCUUUAAAUAUUCCAACUCCAGGGCCUUUGGAAGAGAAGAUGGCUCAAAAGAGCACUGUAGGCAGCGGUGGGUGAAGCAAAUGGGAAGAAUUCAGAUGCAAGGUCAGUUUAUUUUUGGCGUGGCUCUAAUCCUCCCCUGUGGACUGCGUGUACCAUUUGAAUCAGUCAUUUUUUAGAAGUCGAAGGACACAACCCAGCAAGCCAGAGGAAUUUUUCAAUUAAAAUUGCAGUGACAAGCUAGAGAGUCUACUAAUUGAUGAGGGGUUUGAUCAUCAAAGUUAUCCUGCCCUGCCAACAGAAGUUGAGCAUCCUUUCUCACCCAGACACUGCAGUCCUGUUUACUGGUCUGUGAAAAAGUACACAGUGGCAGGGUUUGUUUGAUUUUAUUUCUUUUAGUACAAAGACACAUCACACAGACUAGGAGAGUUUUGGUGUCCACAGGUGCCUUUUAUUGAUUCUUCAGCUUCGUAUCUGGGAGAAGGAACAACAUGUCUCCAAAUAAAGCUAACCAGGUUUUUCAGGCAUUAGGGUCAUGAAUUACCUUGUGCACGUUUACAGCCUGUUUGUGCACUUGAAACUGUGACCCUUGGAAAGAAGAGAGGGGAGUUUUAGUUUAUUUUCCAUCCUUUUGUACAGCUCACUGUUUUUUUUCUUUUCUAUCCUUUUCACGAGUCUUUCAUGUUUUAGCAGCAAGUUAUUCACUCACAAGGAAGUUGUCAGAAUCCAAGUCCAGCCCUUGGACCUGAACAGUCCUGGUUCACCAGACUUUUUAUCGCAAGAGUUUCAAAGGUGAAUUUGGAAGGAGGCGAGUCCUUGCCACUCCAGCAUCUGGCAUUUCCUCCCAGGUGGAUCAGCCAGAAAAAUUGGUGCUUGCUAAAGUCCCAUCAGGGCACAUGUGGGCACUGUUACUGUUGAAAAUUGCCCCUGUCCUCUCUAGGGAUGUUGUUUUAUCUCAUCUGGGGAUGCAGGACAUCUGUGGCAUGGGGUGGUGGUGUCUUCAAGGCAGGUUGUUGAAACCAACCUGCCCAUGAGGCCUGGUUGGAGUAUCCUGGUGGCACCUCACCAGAACAGUUGAGGUUCAAGGGCAAACUCAGCCUCGCUGUCACCUUUCAGUGCCUCUUGGACAGGGCAAACAAUCUCAGAACUGCUUUUACUCUUUGGCACUGCCUCUGAGCACUGCUGCUCUUGGUGCAUGCAGAUUCUGGAUAGCUUUGGCACUGGAUUGCUGUUCCUCUCCAAAGGCUCCAGAAAGAAAAAGUCCAAAACCAAAAACUCCAGUGGGUGUGUUUAAGGGCUUUUGAGUUUGGGAUAAUGAUCCGCAGCUCAUUAGAUGGCGAGGGAUGCACAAAGACACGGGCUUGAGCCAAAACCCUGUGAGUCAUCCCCCUCUCUGCACCUGGGUAGGAUGUGUGUGGGAUGGAGAAGGGGCUCCAAAGAGGAUGACUUGGAGUUUGCUGUGAAGAGGAAUGCAAAGCAAACAAAAAACCCACUGCCUUCUGUGCACUUUGACUGUUCUCUUAAGCCAUAUGGACUUUGCUUUAAUUACUGAACUGCCAAAAUUUGUUUGCAGUCUGAGUUUUUUGUUUCUUAGACAAAAUUAUCUACGUGGCUUUCUGUUUCGUUUUCUUUUUCCUUUGUUAUUUUGUGCAUCAGAUUACAUAUUUUAAAUGCCUUGGUUUUAUACAUUUGCCAUAGCAGUGCAAUUGCUCUUGGAGUUUUAAUGGCGCUUAUCCAACAGGUAUGAGAGGUAGUGCUGCAGGAGGAGCCUUUCAAGGACCACUAAGUACUUAGGGAUAUAGAUUAGUAGGAAGCAGAUCAAACACUGAAGAGUUUGCUCCAAAGGAAAGCAUAGUGUGAGUAGCUCCAUAUCUCCUGAAUAUUGCCAGAUCAGAAUUGGUGUAAGGUGCAGUUACUCCCUGGGGCUGAUCUGAUACCACAUUGAGCAAAAACAAAGCAAGAAAACCACGGGGAGUAAAGGAAAUGGACUUUGUGGCCACUGCUCUGCUGAAGGACAACACGGGGAGCAGCAUUAUCUAUACAAAGCAAGGAGAAGAGACUGUCCCUUUUUCCUCAGAACCAGCUGCAAGUAAAAAGCCUGAGCUUGCUGAGGACCUGCUGAGUUGGCUGUAUGGCUCUUUUCUUCUGACUGCUGCUGAAAUAACAGGUUACGUGUGAUUCCUUUAGGACCUGUUGAUCCAAACGACGGCGUUUCUGUUCCGUUCUCAUCCACACUGUUGUCGCUCUCGGUUAUGUUUUGUUUAGGAGUUGGCUGUUCUGACAUGGGGGUUUAUUUUCAAUAGGCAGUUGCAGAGUGUGGAGGUGCAGUGCCCUGCUCAGCCCUGAGCUGAGCACAGGACAAGUGUUCUGCUGCCCAGGAUCCUGGGUAGCUACAUGGAUGAUGCCUUAUGCCUCCUUGCUGAUGUGCUGUACUUGUAAAAUAUGGUUAAUGGGUAGGUUUUAUUUACUUCAGGUAUCAGGUAAAUUGUUUUAUCUGGAAGGACACACUCCAUCAGUUAGCAAGAAAGCUCUAUUUCACAGCUGCAAUCUUUGGGAAUUGCAGCCUUGAAAUACGACUUUUAAACAUUAGUUGUCAUGUUCCAGUAACUUCACCCAUCAAAUCCACUUCCAUUUCCAUCUUCCUGUUUGGAACAGUCUUGAAAAAUGAAGGCUUAUAUUUAAAACGCAUUCUUAGGAUGGUUUAUUUUUAUUUAUUUAUUUACCUUCCCCUUUCUCAGGUCUCUUGGUGGCUGUUACUAAAAAGUAAAAACAGCAUCACAAAAUGGCCAAGGGAGACAUUUCAGCAAACAGUUUAACAGGAGCUUGUUUUUCAUGCAAUAGCCAUAGCAAUAUCCAAUUUCCUGCAGGAAAAAAAGUGCCCAAGUCUUCACCCUCUCCCAGGGCUGAGACGACACCAACCACCGCUGUCACCAGUGCUCCCAGCACCUUGUCCCUGCCAUAAAUCACGUGCAAAAGUGCACCACGCAGAGGAGCUGUACUGUUCCAGCCCACUCCAAGUGGAGCAUUUUAUCCCUCAGUACUCCAUAUCAGACCUGGUGCGUUCCCACCACAGCCCAGAGCCUUGGGUGGAGUGUUUUCCAUUCCCACCUUUUCACGCUCCCGAUGCUGGUGCAGGGCCAGCGCUGUGGGUGCAAGUGGCAGCGGUGACAAGGGACAGGAGAGGGCACUCUCUUGCUUUCAUCUCUGACAGUCUCUUUUUCCUUACCCUGGGAGUCAGAAAUGCCUUCAUGGGGAGGGGAGGGAAAGGUGAGAGCACAGAGCAAAGGGUUUCAUCAGAGUUUACUUAAGGAAUCACACUGUGGCCAGCAAUCCCACUUUUGCUAGAAGUUGGCAUUACCGGAGAGAAGAAAGAAAAACAUACCAAAAAAAACCCCAAAACAGAACAGAACUAUUACCCAAAAGGAUUUUUCCCCUCUUCAUUUUGAGUGUUAAAACCAGUGACGUUUUGCAGAUGGGCCAAGAUCUCAUUUUUCCUACUUAUAUCCAGGUCUCUGCCAGAAACUGCUGUAGCAAUUGUUUAGACUAAAUAUCCAGGCCUGUCUUGACAUGGAGAUACAUUUAUUAUCUUUGUCGAUGCUUCCCUCAAGAAGUCCAUUGGGUCAUCCAAAGAUUAUCCAAUCUGCUUUCCAAAAAGGGAGGAGAGAGAUACGUUUAUACAUACAGAGCACCGAUGUCUUCUCCCACUCACUGCUUUCAGAUAAGCAGGCAACUUGUUUGAGAAAAAUCCUUUUAAAAAAGGAAUUUGUCGAGAAGCUUUUAAAAAAAAAAAAGCAAACCACCAGACAGGAAAGAUAACCUUUGGCAGAGUCAUUAGAAAUCCUGAAGUCUAUAAACCUGGGACAUGUAAGACUGCCCAUGAUGCCAAGACCUCCUGUCUUUACCGAUCUCCUGUGUCAGUAGCAGCCAGAAGGGCACACACACAGCAAGGGGUGGUAUUUGGAGAGGAAAAGCCAUCACAGAACAUCUGGUGCAUGGGCAGGUUAUACUGCAGACAGCUUCCCUUAGCCCGGAGUUCCUGCUAGUUCAGUCACAUUCCCUAGGUUGUUUUUAUAGGUUUUUGCCAGCUCGUGUGGAAUCCACACAUCGUCACGGCAUUACUAGAGGUGGGGGAGGGUGUGUUGGUGUGGCAUUUAGACAGAGCUCCACGUGUGAUGAUGUGGUUGUUUGUACAGUACUCAUUGAAACCUUCUUAUAGAAACUACCCCUGGAUUUAGGAGCACAUUCACCCCAAGACUGAACAUGUUGGGUCUGAAAUGGCUCCACCUGACAAGUCAUAGAAUGGUUUGGGUUGGAAGGGACCUUAAAGAUCAUCUCAUUUGAAUGCCCCUGCAAUGGGCAGAGACACCUUCCACUAGACCAGGUUGCUUCCAAGCCCUGUCCAACCUGGCCUUGAACACUUCCAGUCCCUUGGGUUCUUUGUAUUUCUGUACUCCUUUUCUCCUCCCCCAGGCCCCCCAGACAAACAAAUCUGGCUUGCACUUUGUGAAGGUGUAAAGUUUGCUGUGCCCGGGUAGUAGAGAGCCACAGCAGAUAAGCACACACAGAACAGUGGGACAGGUGAGAUAUGUUUGAACAAGGAGUGAAAUACCAUUAGCACUUGAGAUUCAGGCUCUGACUCAGACUUUUAUCUUCUCCAAGCUGCCACCUGCCCACUUUAAAUGGCCUUGGGGCCUCAAGGCUUGGCAGGAAAUUCAUUAUUCCGAUGCUGUUUGAUCACUGUGCACUUUCUUGGGGCUUGAAUCACUGGAUAUAGAGACAGGAAUGGGGUUGCAGAGCUUUAUGUCAAAGUGUUUUCCCAUUUAUGUCCAAAUCUCUAGAUCUGGGCAUUUCUGCUACCAUGGAAUGGUGGCAUUCUGCAGUUGGGGCACCCGGAAAGUGCCACCAGCACUCCCCCUUUGAUGCCAUUACACCCCUGGGCAAGUGCUGGAACCUGUCACGGUGCAGUGGGAGCUCUCAGGUAGCAGAGAGGUGCAAGAGCCCCAUAUUAUGGUUUGUAGCUGGUCACUUUGCCACUCUUGGGAUGGAGUCCGUCCUCUGGUUUGGGAUCUGCUGUCAGUUUAGGGGUAGGACCACCUUACACAGCUGUGUUUGAGUUACCCUCGGUGUGCUACGGUUAUCGGAUCGUUGCUUUUAAUUCAGUGUCUCCUUGGAGAUUCACCCUGGAUUUUUGUUCCACACCUCUUGUUAGCCUCACCUUCACCACUCCACUAUUUUAUAUGAGAAAGUUACUUCUUCUUUUGCAAACUUGCUUCUGAUUAAAAGAAA
Messenger RNA from Neopelma chrysocephalum (saffron-crested tyrant-manakin), 13752 nucleotides. It is a transcript of the gene SDK1, whose product is annotated as sidekick cell adhesion molecule 1. NCBI's taxonomy places the organism in Eukaryota, Metazoa, Chordata, Aves, Passeriformes, Pipridae. The transcript is spliced from 45 exons. The record is from RefSeq and is a predicted model, not a curated record. Gene Ontology annotation, molecular function: protein binding. Bases 885 to 7700 code for a protein of 2271 amino acids. Gene Ontology annotation, biological process: cell-cell adhesion.